CAGUGACGUGCGCCAGGCCAGGCUGGGGCCGAGGGCGGAGGCCGGGCAGGAACGGCAGGCCGGGGGCGGCCGCGGGCAGCACCCAGCAGUGAGGCCGGCACCUCCCGCCGGGCAUGAGCGCCCCGGGGCCCCCAGCAAGGCCAUAGCUGGCGGGCGCCAUGGACUGCAGCCUCGUGCGGACGCUCGUGCGCAGAUAUUGUGCCGGUGAGGAGAGCUGGGUGGACAGCCGCACGGUGUAUGUGGGCCACAAGGAGCCGCCGCCGGGCACCGAGGCCUACAUCCCCCAGCGCUACCCCGACAACCGGAUUGUGUCCUCCAAGUACACCUUCUGGAGCUUCAUCCCCAAGAACCUGUUUGAACAGUUCCGCAGAAUUGCCAACUUCUACUUCCUCAUCAUCUUCUUGGUCCAGCUCAUCAUCGACACGCCCACCAGCCCCGUGACCAGUGGGCUGCCUCUGUUCUUCGUCAUCACCGUCACGGCCAUCAAGCAGGGUUAUGAGGACUGGCUGCGGCACAAGGCGGAUAAGGCCAUGAACCAGUGUCCCGUCCACUUCAUCCAGCACGGACGGCUGGUGCGGAAACAGAGCAGAAAGCUGCAGGUGGGGGACAUCGUGAUGGUGAAGGAGGAUGAGAGUUUUCCCUGUGACCUCGUCUUCCUGUCCAGCAGCCGAGGGGACGGGACCUGCCACGUGACCACGGCCAGCCUGGAUGGCGAGUCCAGCCACAAGACCCACUACGCAGUGCAGGACACCAAGGGCUUCCACACGGAGGAGGACGUGGACAGCCUGCACGCCACCAUCGAGUGUGAGCAGCCCCAGCCGGACCUCUACAAGUUUGUGGGCCGCAUCAACGUGUACAGUGACCUGAGGGAGCCUGUGGUGCGGCCUCUGGGGUCGGAAAACCUGCUCCUCCGAGGAGCCACGCUCAAGAACACGGAGAAAGUCUUUGGUGUGGCCAUCUACACUGGCAUGGAGACCAAGAUGGCCUUGAACUACCAGUCCAAGUCACAGAAGCGCUCCGCUGUGGAGAAGUCCAUGAACGCCUUCCUGGUGGUCUACCUGUGCAUCCUCAUCAGCAAGGCCCUGGUCAACACGGCCCUCAAAUACGUGUGGCAGAGCUGGCCUCAGCAGGACGAGCCCUGGUACAGCCAGAAGACCGCCGCCGAGCGCCAGCGCAACCUGUUCCUGAGUGCCUUCACGGACUUCCUGGCCUUCAUGGUCCUGUUCAACUACAUCAUCCCGGUGUCCAUGUACGUCACGGUGGAGCUGCAGAAGUUCCUGGGCUCCUACUUCCUGGCCUGGGAUCAGCUCAUGCUUGAUGAGGACAGCGGAGAGGGGCCCCUGGUCAACACCUCGGACCUCAACGAGGAGCUGGGCCAGGUGGAGUACGUGUUCACAGACAAGACGGGCACGCUGACGGAGAACAACAUGGAGUUCCGGGAGUGCUGCAUCGAGGGCCAGGUGUACGUGCCCCACGCCAUCUGCAACGGCCAGGUGCUGCCCGGGUCCUCAGGCAUCGACAUGAUUGACUCCUCCCCCGGUAUCAGCGGGAAGGAGCAAGAGGAGCUGUUUUUCCGGGCCCUCUGCCUCUGCCACACCGUCCAGGUGAAGGAGGAGGACGAGCCUGACGGCCCCCACAAGCCCCCGGACGGCAAGUCUUGCGUGUACAUCUCGUCCUCGCCCGAUGAGGUGGCCCUGGUGGAAGGCAUCCAGAGGCUGGGCUUCACCUACCUGCGGCUCAGAGACAACCACAUGGAGAUUCUCAACAGGGACAAUGACAUCGAGAGGUUUGAGCUGCUGGAGGUCCUGAGCUUCGACUCCGUGCGGAGAAGGAUGAGCGUGAUUGUGCGGGCAGCCACAGGGGACAUCUUUCUGUUCUGCAAGGGAGCGGACUCCUCCAUCUUCCCCAGAGUGGUGGAGGGCAAGGUAGAGCAGGUGCGAGCCCGCGUGGAGCACAAUGCUGUGGAGGGGCUGCGCACCCUGUGUGUGGCCUACAAGCGGCUGGGCCCCGAGGAGUUCGCGGCCGUGAGUGCCCGGCUUCAGGAGGCCAAGGUGGCACUGCAGGGCCGUGAGCAGAAGCUGGCCGAGGCCUACGAGCUCGUGGAGACGGACCUCACCUUGCUGGGCGCCACGGCUGUGGAGGACCGGCUGCAGGAGAAGGCGGCGGACACCAUCGAGGCACUGCAGAAGGCGGGCAUCAAGGUGUGGGUGCUCACGGGCGACAAGAUGGAGACGGCCUCGGCCACCUGCUACGCCUGCAAGCUCUUCGGGCCGGGCACGCGGCUGCUGGAGCUGACCACCAAGCGCGUGGGGGAGCAGGGCCUGCGCGACGUGCUUCUCGAGCUCAGCAAGACCGUGCUGCGUGGCGGGGCCCUGCCUCGGGACAGCACCUCAGGCCUCUCUGCGGAGCUGCAGGACUUUGGGCUGAUCAUCGACGGGGCGGCCCUGUCCCUCAUCAUGAAGCCGCCCGAGGACCCGGCGGCCGGCAGCUACCGAGAGCUCUUCCUGGCCGUGUGUCGGAACUGCAGCGCCGUGCUGUGCUGCCGCAUGGCGCCCCUGCAGAAGGCACAGAUCGUGAAGCUCAUAAAGUUGUCCAAGGAGCACCCCAUCACCCUGGCCAUCGGCGAUGGGGCCAAUGACGUCAGCAUGAUCCUGGAGGCUCACGUGGGCAUUGGCAUCAUCGGCAAGGAGGGCCGCCAGGCGGCCAGGAACAGCGACUAUGCCGUCCCCAAGUUCAAGCACCUGCAGAGGCUGCUGCUGGUCCACGGCCACCUCUACUACGUGCGCAUCUCCGAGCUGGUGCAGUACUUCUUCUACAAGAAUGUCUGCUUCAUCUUCCCUCAGUUCCUGUACCAGUUUUUCUGCGGGUUCUCGCAGCAGACGCUGUAUGACACGGCCUACCUGACGCUGUACAACAUCAGCUUCACGUCACUGCCCAUCCUGCUGUACAGCCUCCUGGAGCAGCAUGUGAGCGUGGACACACUGGCCAGGGACCCCGGCCUCUACAGGGACGUGGCCAAGAACGCUCUCCUCCGCUGGCGGACUUUCUUCUACUGGACUUUCCUGGGCGUGUUUGACGCUCUUGUCUUUUUCUUCGGUGCUUAUUUCCUGCUGGAGGACACGGCGGUCACCAGCCAUGGCCAGAUCUUUGGCAACUGGACGUUCGGGACUCUGGUGUUCACGGUGAUGGUCUUCACGGUCACUCUCAAGCUGGCGCUGGACACACAGUACUGGACCUGGGUCAACCACCUUGUCAUCUGGGGCUCCCUCCUGUUCUACGUGGCCUUCUCCCUGCUCUGGGGGGGCGUCAUCUGGCCUUUCCUCAGCUCCCAGAGGAUGUACCACGUCUUCCUCCAGCUGCUGUCCGGGGCACCCGCCUGGCUGGCCAUCACCCUGCUGGUCACCGUCAGCCUCCUGCCCGACGUCCUCAAGAAGGUCCUGUGUUACCAGCUGUGGCCCAGCGCCACCCAGAGGGCACAGGUGAGGGGGAAGACGCGGAAGCGGUGCCUUUCUGUGGAGCAGUCCGCCAUCUUCAUGCUCUCUCAGACCUCCAGCUCUCUGCCUUUCUGAAACAGGCAGAAGGCGCCCGCCAGGGGCCCCCCCCCCGAUUGAGCUGGCUGCCCUGCCCACAGAGCCCCGGCCCCCGCCAUGAGCGCUGACCGCCCUGCCCGGCCCGGCUGAGGCCCUGGACUCCGGUGGAUGCUCCCCAGGCCGUACCUCCCAGAGCACAAGUGUGGGUGCCGGUCCUCCCGGGAGCCUCAGCGCGCCGCAGGGGGGAGGCGUGACUGGAGGCCCCCUCCCCACAAGCACAGAGCCCCACCCCCGGCUCUCACCUCUUGGACGCCGGCCGCUAGACGCCGGCCGCUCACCCCGAGCCAUGCCCACCUGUGCCUGGUGGCCUAGCGGGAGUCCCUGCGCCCCACCCCUGUCCCCUCUCCUGCAGGGCAGUGUGCACCGGGCGUGGGCUGACCCUGGGCGUCCUCACGGAAGUAGCCUUCGCCCCCAGGGGGCAAGCUGGGACCUGAUGCCCACGGCCACCCUGACCAACCUUGCUGUGAGCUGUCCCCUGCCCUCUGUCCCCUCUGAGUGGACACGGCCUGCCGGACACAAGCGCCUUAAGGCCCCGGCCACUACGGUCCAGGUUCGGGCCGCGCCUGGGGACAUUCCCAGUCCUGCCGCCCGGCCACUGGGCCCUUCAUGCUGUGGACGGAGGCCGGCUGGGCCCCGGUGCCCGCGGAGGGGUGGUCACCAUACCAAAGACCCGGAGGUCGAACCGGUACCUCGAGCCGCCAGCCUGAACCCCUCGUCCCCGCGUCUGCCACCCCUUCCCUUGCCCCCAUGAUGGUGUCUCUGCCCCACAUGGUGUCCCAGGCCUGGGGGGACCGUCCCCCCGAGUCUUGCUGACAAAUCCUUUGUAAGGUAUUUUUUUAGAAACCUCACAAUGGCCUUUGCACUGAAGUAUUUUCAUAGCUGUUUUUACCUUUUUUCUUCUUUCUUUUUUUUCUUUUUUUUUUCUUGGUCAAACACACCAUAUCUGAUUUUUUAAAGUAUUUUUUUAAGCCUUUUUUUUAAGUUGGUGAAACAACGCUGGAGUUCUGGCGAGCGUUGUGAGCAGGGUGUCCUCCCGCUGGGGGCCUGGCCCCACCCGGCCUCGGUCUGCUCUGUGUCCCCACCUGGGUUUCGCUUUCUGUGCCCAUCCUUGAGCCUUAAGGGCAGCCUCCUCUCCCUUCGAGGACGGCCCCAUGGGGUGCACCCCACUACGAAACAGAAGCUGUGUGAGCUGGGGCUUGGGGACAAGGGCCAGGAGGGAGAGGGGCCCCCAGGACCAGCUGGCCAGUGGUUCGGCCCCUGAGUUCUCCCCUCAGGGACCCUUGGUUGCUCCCCCCACAUGGACCGGGACUCCCCCCGCUGCUGUGUCCCCUCAGAGUUCUGCUGGACCUCCUGCCCUGUAGUCCCCAUGUCCUGUCCCUGCCCUUCCCUCUCCAGGUGCCCAGGGUCUGUGAGGGGCUGGGCUGAAGCCCCCCACACCUCCACACCCCUUCAGCGGCCCUGGGGGCACAGAGCAGCCUAGCUCCCAGCCCCCAUCACCGCUGGCUACAGAAAUACCUGAGAAUCACUUCUGGCCCCAGAAGCUGUCUGAGAGUCCUGGGGACUCCUGCCUGGGCGGAGACCCCCAUGCCCACAGAGGCAGCCCCAGGGAGGGCCGGGGGACCUUCUCAGCCGUGGGAGGGGCUCCCCAGCACGUUCUGGAAGCUUCUGCAUCCUGUCCCGCUGGCUGGGCCAGCCGGGAGCAGCUACGCCGACUGUCUCAGAGCCCACGUCACACGCCACACUCCCGCGACCCCUGUGUGUCACUGCCCCCAGCAGACUGGGGGGCUUCUCCUGGGCCUGGCCUGCAGAGCUGUGGUGAGGACACACGGACUCUCAGGAAAGCGUGCUUCAACUCUGCAGAAAACACGCCUGCGGGUGAGACUCUAAGCUCUUACUUUCACCUCGUGGAAACACCCAUAUCACUCCAUCUCGUCCCGAGCUGAGCUCCUGUGUCCCCGUCCCCUGGCCCGCCGAACCCGUGUGUCUGCGGCGAACGUCUCUGUACCGUCAGCCCUCGGCUCUGGAGUCACCGUGACCCGGUGAGGCCAGCAGGUGCGUCCAGACUCCGGCAGCCUCCGGCUCUGACCCCUGAUCCGCUGACCGCUCUGGACAAUUAAAUGUGACUUAGACCAGU
Molecule: messenger RNA, 5724 nt
Organism: Erinaceus europaeus (western European hedgehog)
Lineage: Eukaryota; Metazoa; Chordata; Mammalia; Eulipotyphla; Erinaceidae
Gene: ATP11A
Product: ATPase phospholipid transporting 11A
Exons: 30
Coding region: 159-3569 (1136 amino acids)
Biological process (GO): phospholipid translocation
Cellular component (GO): trans-Golgi network; plasma membrane; endoplasmic reticulum
Molecular function (GO): magnesium ion binding; ATPase-coupled intramembrane lipid carrier activity; ATP hydrolysis activity
Source: RefSeq, a predicted model, not a curated record